AUGAUGGAGGCAAACAAGACUCUGGUGACGGAGUUUGUUCUCACAGGACUCACAGAUCUCCCAGGGCUGCAGGUCCCCCUGUUCCUGGUGUUUCUGAUCAUCUACCUCACCACCAUGGCGGGCAACCUUGGGCUGAUUUUUCUUAUCUGGAAGGAUCCCCAUCUUCACACCCCCAUGUACUCAUUCCUGGGCAGUUUAGCCUUUGUAGAUGCUUGUUCUUCAUCUUCUGUGAUUCCCAAGAUGCUUGUCAACACCUUAGACAAGAGUCAAAUGAUGUCUCUCUUUGAGUGCAUGGCCCAAUACUGUUUUUUCGGUUCCAGUGCCACCACAGAGUGUUUCCUCCUGGUGGUGAUGGCCUAUGACCGCUAUGUAGCCAUAUGCAGCCCCUUGCUUUACCCAGUGGUGAUGUCCCACAGACUCUGCACUUGGUUGAUAAGUGUAUCAUAUGCAAUUGGUCUUCUGCAGCCUGUAAUACAUGUAGGAUUAUUAUCUAGAUUAACUUUCUGCAGGUCUAAUAUAAUACAUCAUUUCUACUGUGAAAUCUUGCCACUUUUUACAAUUUCUUGCACUGAUCCAUCUAUUAAUGCUUUAGUGGUUUUCAUUUUUGCUGCUUUUAUACAGGCUUUUACUUUUAUGGGUAUUAUGGUCUCCUAUACUUGUGUCCUCUUUGCCAUCCUGAGAAAGAAGUCUGCAAAGGGCAGGAGCAAAGCCUUCUCCACGUGCAGUGCCCACCUUCUAUCUGUUUCCCUGUUCUAUGGCACUCUCUUCUUCAUGUAUGUGCGUCCUGGGUCUGGCCAGGAUCAGUAUCAGGAUAAAAUGUAUUCACUGUUCUACACGAUUAUAAUUCCCCUGCUAAACCUCUUUAUUUAUAGUCUAAGAAACAAGGAAGUUUUAGGUGCACUUAGAAAAAUAAUUAAAAAUAAACAUUUAUCAAAAAAACUUUCAUAG
Budorcas taxicolor (takin) is the source of this 948-nucleotide messenger RNA. RefSeq names its product olfactory receptor 5AC1-like. Gene Ontology annotation, molecular function: G protein-coupled receptor activity; olfactory receptor activity; odorant binding. The record is from RefSeq and is a predicted model, not a curated record. The transcript has a single exon. Lineage: Eukaryota; Metazoa; Chordata; Mammalia; Artiodactyla; Bovidae. Gene Ontology annotation, cellular component: membrane. The coding region runs from base 1 to 948 and encodes 315 amino acids. Gene Ontology annotation, biological process: G protein-coupled receptor signaling pathway; sensory perception of smell.